Messenger RNA from Pungitius pungitius (ninespine stickleback), 658 nucleotides. It is a transcript of the gene higd2a, whose product is annotated as HIG1 hypoxia inducible domain family, member 2A. The transcript is spliced from 2 exons. The coding region runs from base 43 to 390 and encodes 115 amino acids. Gene Ontology annotation, biological process: mitochondrial respirasome assembly. The record is from RefSeq and is a predicted model, not a curated record. Gene Ontology annotation, cellular component: mitochondrion. NCBI's taxonomy places the organism in Eukaryota, Metazoa, Chordata, Actinopteri, Perciformes, Gasterosteidae.
GUUCAACCAUUAACUUCAUCGGUUGUACAGCUUAAGGUUGACAUGGCGGGGACACCAGCGGUUUCCGAGCAAACACCUAAGUCAUCGCCACCAGCGUUUGUGCCCUUUGACUUCUCGGAGCCCCCGCUCAUCGAAGGCUUCAUCCCGACGCCGAGGGCGAAAGAUGACACCUUCAAAGAGAAAUUCAUUAGGAAAACCAAGGAGAACCCAUUCGUCCCGAUAGGUUGUUUGGGGACAGCAGGAAUGCUGAUUUACGGUCUCCGUGCCUUCCACCAAGGAAAAACCCGAAACUCCCAGCUGUUGAUGAGGGGGCGAAUCUUUGCCCAAGGCUUCACUGUAUUUGCCAUUAUCAUUGGUGUCUUUACCACAGCUUUGAAACCCAAGCAGUGAAGAUGGACCGAUCCCACACCUCUUGUCCCAUUCAAGUCUAGCAGAUGCACCUCUGGAUUGGACUGAUUUUAAAAUCUGAACAAUACAUUAUAUUUUUGCGCGGUUCAGAUGCUAAUGCCGACCAUAUGUAUAGUGGUUUAAAUAUGGUGAUGUGAUAUUUAACGUUGGCUUUAGGGUAGCACUGUGGAACAACAAAGUAGUAUUUUACUUUGAGACAACAGUAUUUAAGUAAAAUGAUGAUAAAUAAAAAUAUUAUGCUUCUUGCUCA